Psammomys obesus (fat sand rat) is the source of this 3300-nucleotide messenger RNA. RefSeq names its product protein kinase C theta (gene Prkcq). The transcript has 18 exons. Gene Ontology annotation, biological process: intracellular signal transduction; peptidyl-serine phosphorylation. The record is from RefSeq and is a predicted model, not a curated record. Gene Ontology annotation, molecular function: ATP binding; diacylglycerol-dependent serine/threonine kinase activity. Lineage: Eukaryota; Metazoa; Chordata; Mammalia; Rodentia; Muridae. The coding region runs from base 80 to 2203 and encodes 707 amino acids.
GCCAGGCCCGCGCCAACCCUCGCCAUCGGAGCACAGCGGCGCUGCGCUGGGACCUUGGCCUCGACACCAGGGAACAACCAUGUCACCAUUUCUUCGAAUUGGUUUAUCCAACUUUGACUGUGGGACCUGCCAGUCUUGUCAGGCAGAGGCUGUGAACCCCUACUGUGCUGUGCUUGUCAAGGAGUAUGUGGAAUCAGAAAACGGGCAGAUGUACAUCCAGAAAAAGCCGACCAUGUACCCGCCCUGGGACAGCACCUUUGAUGCCCACAUUAACAAGGGAAGGGUGAUGCAGAUCAUCGUGAAAGGCAAGAACGUGGACCUCAUCUCAGAAACAACCGUGGAGCUCUACUCGCUUGCCGAGAGAUGUCGCAAGAACAAUGGGAGGACCGAAAUAUGGUUAGAGCUGAAACCUCAAGGCCGAAUGCUAAUGAAUGCAAGAUACUUUCUGGAAAUGAGUGACACAAAGGACAUGAGUGAAUUUGAGAAUGAAGGAUUCUUUGCAUUGCAUCAUCGCCGAGGAGCCAUCAAACAAGCUAAAGUCCACCAUGUCAAGUGUCACGAGUUCACAGCCACCUUUUUCCCUCAACCUACAUUUUGUUCUGUCUGCCAUGAAUUUGUCUGGGGGCUGAACAAGCAGGGCUACCAGUGCCGACAAUGUAAUGCAGCAAUUCACAAGAAGUGUAUCGAUAAAGUGAUAGCCAAAUGCACAGGAUCAGCUAUCAACAGCCGAGAAACCAUGUUCCACAAGGAGAGAUUCAAGAUUGACAUGCCACACAGAUUCAAAGUCUACAACUACAAGAGUCCAACCUUCUGUGAGCAUUGUGGAACCCUGCUGUGGGGGCUGGCAAGGCAAGGACUCAAGUGUGAUGCAUGUGGUAUGAACGUCCACCACCGAUGCCAGACAAAGGUCGCCAAUCUCUGUGGUAUAAACCAGAAGCUAAUGGCUGAAGCACUAGCAAUGAUUGAAAGCACCCAACAGGCUCGCUCCUUAAGAGAUUCAGAACACAUCUUCCGAGAAGGCCCCGUUGAAAUUGGUCUCCCAUGCUCCAUUAAAUGCGAAACCAGUCCGCCAUGCGCACCGAUACCUGGGAAAAGAGAGCCCCAGGGAAUUUCCUGGGAGUCCCCUUUGGAUGGGACAGAUAAAACAAGCCGUCUUCCUGAACCUGAAGUGAGCUUGCAAAGAGCCUCUCUGCACCUGAAACUGAAGAUUGAUGACUUUGUCCUCCACAAAAUGUUGGGGAAAGGAAGUUUUGGCAAGGUUUUCCUAGCGGAGUUCAAGAGAACAAAUCAAUUUUUCGCAAUAAAAGCCCUAAAGAAAGAUGUGGUGUUGAUGGACGAUGAUGUGGAGUGUACCAUGGUGGAGAAGAGGGUUCUGUCCUUGGCUUGGGAGCAUCCCUUCCUAACUCACAUGUUCUGCACAUUCCAGACCAAGGAAAAUCUCUUUUUCGUGAUGGAGUAUCUCAAUGGAGGAGACUUAAUGUACCACAUUCAAAGUUGCCACAAAUUUGAUCUUUCAAGAGCCACGUUUUAUGCUGCUGAAAUCAUCCUUGGUCUACAGUUCCUUCAUUCCAAAGGAAUUGUGUAUAGGGACCUGAAGCUAGAUAAUAUCCUCUUAGACAGAGAUGGACAUAUCAAAAUCGCAGAUUUUGGGAUGUGCAAGGAGAACAUGCUAGGAGAUGCGAAGACUAACACUUUCUGUGGGACUCCUGACUACAUCGCUCCGGAGAUCUUGCUGGGCCAGAAAUACAACCAUUCUGUUGACUGGUGGUCUUUCGGCGUUCUCCUUUAUGAGAUGCUGAUUGGCCAGUCGCCUUUCCACGGGCAGGACGAAGAGGAGCUUUUCCACUCCAUCCGCAUGGACAAUCCCUUUUACCCGAGGUGGCUAGAAAAGGAGGCCAAGGAUCUUUUAGUGAAGCUCUUUGUGAGAGAACCUGAAAAGAGGCUGGGAGUUCGAGGAGACAUCCGCCAGCACCCUUUAUUUCGGGAGAUCAACUGGGAAGAGCUCGAGAGGAAAGAGAUAGACCCACCCUUCAGGCCAAAAGUGAAAUCACCAUGUGACUGUAGCAAUUUCGACAAGGAAUUCCUAAGUGAGAAGCCCCGGCUGUCAUUUGCUGACAGAGCUCUCAUCAACAGCAUGGACCAGAACAUGUUCAGAAACUUUUCCUUUAUUAACCCAGGCAUGGAGACUCUCAUUUGUUCCUGAGCCUCAUCCCUCCCCAGACCAGAAGCGAUUUGCUCUCUCUCUGGGAACCUGUUUGAGUAACACUUCCGGGGGUCUCCUUUUCACGUUGGAAAAGAAAAGAAACACUCAACAGCAAAGGCAGAGAAGACCUUUGAGCUCCUCGCAUGACCUGUAGCAGAAACCAAGUCGACUUCACUAACGACGUCACCCUGUUAUAUCUUCUGGCGUCUCUCACAGCAGCCCUUGAAGUUAGAUCUUACUAACUCUAGUCAUUUACUUGAAAGAUGACUUGCUGAUACUGUGGAAGUUUUGAAAUGGAAUUCUGUUCCUGCCCUAGACGGAAGUUGCUGGUUGGUGAUGAACCAAGGUGCGAACACAACAGAUUUCUCCAGAUGGGAAAUGCGGUGCGUUCAGAAAGCACGCCUCUGAGAGACUGCCUUUUCUCUUAUAGACGUGGACCCCACUCAAGCACGGAGAAGGAACCACUAACCCGAGUUGUUCUGUGCAUGUCUGUGGAAAUGUAAAUGGCGGAAGGGAGGGAAAGGGGAAGCCCUGAUCAGGCUGUGGUGGGAUGCUUUCCAAUAAACGUAGCUUGGAACUUGAGAUUUACAAAUCUGUUCAUUCUGGCUAGCCCUGCAAUUCACAGGGCAGAGGAAAGUGUCAAUGAACAGAGCUCUUGUCAGCAAUGGGGAAGGGUAAGUAGGAUGCCUGUGUGGGGCGUUGAGCUCAGGCGGAAGUAAAGGACAGCUGACAAGGACAGGGUAGUUUACUGCUGCCGGUCAAGCUUUGCUUUCCCCCUGUUCUCAGCUGAUCUCACCGUCAGCAUAGUCAUUCAUUACCAUCCUCCCAUCAGACAAGAAAUGAAGUGCAUGAUCCUUUCGAGAUAAAGAAAACCAAUCCCUUGUCAUGCUGUUCCUGGUGAUUUGAUGACAAAUAAGUCCCUCUUAAGGCAUCCUCUAAGACAAAUGACCCAUGCAUGCUAUUUGUAGUAGGCAGUCCCGUUGAACUAGAGAACUAACUGUGCACUUAAAGUAUUUGUGCUGUUUGUAUAUUUUGAUGAGAUGUUGUGACAAUAACAAAGAAGUAAAUCUGUAAAAUGGAAUAAAAGAAGAAGAAAG